Symbiodinium natans is the source of this 657-nucleotide messenger RNA. Lineage: Eukaryota; Dinophyceae; Suessiales; Symbiodiniaceae. The record is from the annotation of a GenBank genome assembly.
AUGAAAACAUUGCAGGCUGACAAGACAACUGCGGCACUAGUGGUCGAUGGCAAGUCUUAUGCCCUGCCUGGUGGCCUUGCGACCACACUUCAGCUUGCUCAGAAGGCUUUGGAGUCAGCUCUUGCAUCGGAUUCGUCCAAGGUGCAUGGAUUGCUCAUUGUCAAUGCGGAGGAGGCUUGGCGAGAAGAAGAGGGUGUUUACGAAGUUGAAGCGGGAAAGCAGAAGUCGCUAGAAGAGCUCGUCGACUUUUACGCAGAGCUUGCAGAGGACGGCUGGCUGACGACCUUUGUGAAUCCUUUCCGCGAGGCUGAUGCUCACAUUGGAGCCGAACUGCUCCGAGCACGCAGGCCAGAUGCAAAGUUGGUUCAGGACUAUGGUCUGGAUGUUCCGGAGCCGGUGGAAGAGACGGCCUUCAGCUGCGUUUGGCACUUGGCUCAGACGCUGCCUUCGGCCUUGCGGCAAUACUCGGAGCAGGCGACGGUAUGGCAGGAGGUAGCUGAUGGCUUCGGAAGCUGCGUCUAUCUGGAUGCACAAGCAUUGGAAUCGAUGCCAGCGAUUCUCGAGGCCCUGCUAGUUUGUGCUGGUGUUCAGGUUAUCUACAUGCCAGAGGACAUCGCUGAUGAUCUCGUCAAGCAGGUCUCGCAGCGUCAGGACGAG